Messenger RNA from Phalaenopsis equestris, 1420 nucleotides. Its product is annotated as beta-glucuronosyltransferase GlcAT14B-like. The transcript is spliced from 5 exons. The record is from RefSeq and is a predicted model, not a curated record. The coding region runs from base 28 to 1326 and encodes 432 amino acids. Lineage: Eukaryota; Viridiplantae; Streptophyta; Magnoliopsida; Asparagales; Orchidaceae. Gene Ontology annotation, molecular function: glucuronosyltransferase activity. Gene Ontology annotation, cellular component: membrane.
UCUUAGAAACAUAAAGUUGAGAUUUUUAUGGAUUUCAUAAAAGGAUUAAGAGCCUCCCUUUCUCCUUCAACCAUGGAGAAGAAAUGGUCACUCCCUCUCCUCCUCAUCUCCUUUUUCCUAGUCUUCCUCCUCACCUCUCUCAACAUGGGCCUCCUCUCCUCUCUCUCCACCAUCAACUCCUUCCUCUCCAUUCUCCCCUCCAAACACUCCGGCGAUCUUCCGGCCAUGUUGGUAGAACAAAAGCUCUCGCCGGCUUCGGCUGCACUAGCUACCGAUCAUGUUCCUCGCUUUGCCUAUCUUAUCUCUGGUUCAAAAGGGGACCUUGAUCGGUUGUGGAGAACACUUCAUGCAAUUUAUCAUCCUCGCAACUACUAUGUGGUGCACAUAGACCUCAAGUCGUCGGUGAUGGAAAGGAGGGAGCUUGCAAAUCGGGUAGCCAACCACUCCCUGUUCGCCAAGGUGGACAAUGUUCACGUGAUAAAAAAGGCAAACAUGGUGACCUACAGAGGUCCAACAAUGGUGGCCAACACCCUUCAUGCAUGCGCCAUUCUUCUCAAGAAGAAGAAGAAAUGGGACUGGUUCAUCAACCUCAGCGCUUCGGAUUACCCUCUAGUGACUCAGGAUGAUCUGCUAUUUACAUUCUCAAAGCUGCCCAGAAAUUUGAAUUUUGUGGAGCAUUCAAGCAGAUUGGGAUGGAAGGAAGAACAAAGGGCAAAGCCAAUGAUCAUAGAUCCAGGGCUUUAUAUGAAGAGCAAAUCAGAUGUGUUCUGGGUGUCGCAAAGGAGAGAAUUGCCAAAUGCCUAUAAGCUUUUUACAGGAUCAGCCUGGAUGGUUCUCUCAAGAAAUUUUGUAGAAUUCUUCAUCCAAGGGUGGGAUAAUCUACCAAGAAUCCUCCUAAUGUACUACUCCAACUUCAUCUCCUCCUCCGAAUUCUACUUCCAAACCCUACUCUGCAACUCGCCGGAAUUCACCACCACCGUCAUCAACCAUGACCUCCGCUACAUCUCAUGGGAUAAUCCCCCCAAGCAGCACCCCCGCAACCUCGCCAGCGCCGACCUCCACAACAUUAUCAGCAGCAAAGCUCCCUUCGCUCGUAAAUUCAGAGUGAAUGAGUCUGUUCUCAGUCGGAUCGACGAAGAGUUCCUCAACCGGCACGGCAUUGGCGACGAGAAUUUUGUGCCGGGAGGGUGGUGCUCGGGAUUGCCGAUGUGUUCGGAAGUUGGCGAUGAGAGGAGGAUUGAGCCUGGAGCUGGAGCACGCAGGCUAGCGCAGCUCAUGGAUGGGUUACUUAAAUCCGAUAGAUUCAAGAGUAAUCAAUGUAGAUAAAUGAGACAUUAUUGUCGUGUUGCGACGAUGUUAUGUCAUCAUAUAUCUCGUCAUUUGUGGGUGACGUGACGUCCCAUGAGUGCUGGUCCGGACA